Alternaria rosae is the source of this 2973-nucleotide messenger RNA. RefSeq lists its product as uncharacterized. Gene Ontology annotation, cellular component: cytoplasm; nucleus. The record is from RefSeq and is a predicted model, not a curated record. The transcript has a single exon. Gene Ontology annotation, molecular function: 3'-5' exonuclease activity; nucleic acid binding. The coding region runs from base 142 to 2736 and encodes 864 amino acids. Lineage: Eukaryota; Fungi; Ascomycota; Dothideomycetes; Pleosporales; Pleosporaceae. Gene Ontology annotation, biological process: nucleobase-containing compound metabolic process.
ACUAUCUGCGACAGGCCGUGCUAGCCAACCAUUGCUCGCGCCACACCAGGCAGCAAACGUCCUUGUCCACACAAUUGACUCGCACCCGUGGCGACUAUCCCCUCCUGCCGGUGCCUAUUGGGUGCACUACCAUGGAGUGUUAUGCUCUUCCGUCGACGCGCCUCUCUGCUGAGCGCGUCAGAUGCCCCGCGGCGUGUUUGCCAUGAGCCGCCUACCCACGCCUUCUUCUCCCUAGAGCGCCAUAUACGGCAUUCUCAUAUACUCAGAGCGAUGCACACUACCCCAUUACGCUCGACGCCUACCACCCCACCUACCUCGACCUGCCGAUGGAAGCGGGGACGGCCCGUUCCUCAAAGCGACAACUUUCCUAGACGAAUCCACAAGACUCCCACCCCGGGGCUACAACCUCCGGCUAGCCAGCCUACUUCUAAAGACCCAGCCCCUAUGGCCCGGGACCAUCGUCAAAUACGUCAGGCUUCGGCUACGCUACAUGUACGGCUGGCUGAGACGGCUCCAACAUUGAGCGCUGACCGAUUUCAGCGAGUGGGACUAUGGAAUCCAGCUCACGGACUGCGUUUUGCGACAACAGCGACAGCGGAGGCGCCCAAGCCGGAUAUCUCUGAAACUGCAGAGACCGAAUCUUCAACUAAAGACGAACUCGCCGCGGCAACCCACAUCGACGACCCCUCCCCGCACACUGAUAACGAAGCAGGCGAUGCUGUCGGACAGGAUGGAGAAGCUAGUAUGGGACAUGUCUCGGAGAGUACGGACUCUAGCGACCUCUCGUUCGAAGGAGAGUCAGAGGCCAAGGACGACGAAGACGUAGAUGAGCACGUCUCUCUUGCCUACCAGAUCCCGGAGGAGAAGCUGCGUGCUGCAAUGCUUGCCACUCCCCAAACUCGUGAUAGUUAUUGGAGUGCGAAGCUAUAUCAAGGACCCGAUGGCGAAUCGCUCUCGACCCAUUAUUGCAAGUCUUUCGACGUUGCUGAAAGGGUGGCCAAAUACUUCUUACAAGAGAAGGUGAUAGGCUUUGAUAUUGAGUGGAAGCCUCGCGGAAACCCAUAUUCUAUCAAGCAGAACGCUUCCUUGAUUCAGCUGGCGUGCGAAGAUCGCAUCGCACUCUUUCACGUGUCGCUGUUCUCCGGGAAGACAGUGGAGCAACUGAUGCCACCCAGUCUGAGGGCUGUUCUCGAAUCACCCAGCAUUUACAAGGUAGGCGUGGCUAUCAAAGGCGACUUCAAGCGCCUAGAGAAGUACCUCAACAUUCAAUCUCAAGGUGUCUUCGAGCUUAGUCGCUUGCACAAUCUAGUUGAAUGGUACGAGGUGGAGCCUAGCAAAGUGUCAAACAGACUUGUGAAACUCGCUUCUCAGGUGUUACAGCAUCUCCAACUGCCUUUAUAUAAAGGUGAGCGACUAGUUGACGAUCCGGAUACGACCUCCAGUGUCCGAGAAAGUGACUGGAGUCUGCCCCUGGAUUUGCAACAGAUACACUACGCGGCUGCCGAUGCAUAUGCUGGCUUUCGGCUUUAUCAUAUGCUUGAAUGGAAGAGGACACGGAUGAAGCCAGCCCCUCCUCCAGUAGCUCUUUGCGACUUCGACAACAAGCCUACUCCCAGGUCAAAGGAGCCUCGUAAAAAGGUAAAGACAGCUACCAAGUCUGAUGAUGCAGUGGACGUAGUUGCGAAGUCGUCAAUCGACGCGACAGAAGAGCAACAAGCAGAUGAAGAGGAUGCCGAAGGGUAUGAGACCGCGACGGAGGAAUUUACCGACAGCCACGAACUCGAAUACGCACCAAAUGAAACACGAAAAGCUGCAUCCGUAGAUGACUCGAACAAGAUCUCUACGGCCCAGGCUGCGGUGAAGAUCGAUUCGAAAAAGCUUAAGGCAAGUGGACCUCCUUCACAAAAGCAAAUUGGCCGUGAGGACCUUUCCUGGCUUCAAAAUACCGACCCCGGAUACCCUGAGCUGCCCAAGACAUCGCAGGAAGAAGACGUGGACCCACAGUCUACCGGACCUCCCAAAGAUGAAGUUGCCAUGCAAAUGGGGAAUCAAGGCCAUGAUAUUUCACGCCGGGAGCAGAACGAUAUCGAUGAUGAAUACGCAGACCCAGAACUUGAGGAUGCGCUAAGAUGCAUGACUUUGGACGAAAGUGGGAGGCUUAUUCAAGACGUGAACGAUCCAGCAUCAGAGCAUACUAGCCCGCCAAUUACCAUAAGCCAAAACGAUCUGGGAACGCAGUCAAUACUACAUGCCGAACCAGCAAUCGUUCAAGCUUCUAAUGCUGCCAAAGUGGCUGACCCACCAAGCCCCAAUCAUAUUUCCCUUGAUGCUCCCGAAUCCGCCGAGCCAACACCAGCCCCGCAGUCAAACAUCGGCCUACUGAGCGAGCCAUCACGAACACCUGAGUACAACUUCGCGACAACAUGGGCACAGGAACAUCUUCAAGUUACUAUUCCAUCACCGACUUCAACGACACCCUCACGUAUACGCGCAACUGUGACACACCUUCGCACUUAUCACAUGUGGCACUACCAGAAGCUCUCGGUUGAGAGAAUGGUGGCGAUCUUGCGAGAUCCGCCGCUCUCAAGUAACACGAUCGCGAACUAUAUCUUGCAUGCAGUGACGUUGGAGAGGCUUGAAUAUGAGGAGGACUCUCUCCGAAGUGUGCUACUAGCACUACCUUCAGGGAUGCGAAAGGGACGAUGGAGGCAGCUAGCCGAGAAAGUUGGCGUGUGAAAUGAAUACGCAGAAGACGUUACUACAUCGGCCGUAACUUGAAGAUUUUGCCACAGUAUUUUUUCAAUGAACGGGCUAUUCUUAGACAUUCUAAAACCGCGGGAUGAAGUUGAAUACGUGUUGAGAGGAUUUCCGGUGAUUUUAGUGUUAUGUGGUCUCUUCGUAUUCAGACUUGUCAGUUUGCACAUGGAACGCACUGCGCGGAAGCCAUUCCGCUUUUGUCAACCAAGUCGUGGC